GUUAUUACAUUUUCUAACUUUCUAUUUUUAUUUAUUAUUAUUUUUGUAUACUUUGUAGCACUUUGAGAUUUUAACAAAUGUAAAGUGUGAUACAAAUGUAAUUCAUUAUUACUAUUAGUAUUAUUAAAUAACCAGGCCCAUCUGGGCCAUCCACUCACCUGUCGCUGUCUUCGAGGCCGGUCCUUGCACAUCCUGUUCCGCGGCAGGCCCGCAGGCCACGCCCUCCCCUCCGCAUAGUCAUUUCCAGGAGUUAUCUCACCUUCUGAGUAGCAUCUGAUUCACUAAUGGUUUCUAAUGUUGUACAAAUUUGUAGAAUGAAUAUUGUCAAAAGUCAGACUUGGGUGUGGAUUGUUUUCCCGAGGUGCAAAGCGAAUGGAGUGGAAACGGCGUGAAGGUAGGGACAUCUUUUUGUUUUGACACUACAACUACAAAAAAAAGGCAAACAAAAGGCGCACACAAUGACGGAGAACAAACUUGACUAAUGAAAACAAAGACUUGCACAAAGGCAAAAACUAUGAACUAUAAACAAAAACUUACUAGUUAUGGACUACAAGGUGCGUAGCAGGUGAUUGAGGGUGAGUGCAAGGUGGUAGACGGUGAUGUUGCCAGGACGAACAACAGAAGCGGACCGGCUUAAAUAGCAGUGACAUGAUCAGUGAAAACAGGUGCGAGAGUGCAAAACGUGAGACAGGUGAAAACUAAUGGGUAGUCAUGGUAAUGAAACAAACCAGGAAGUGCAAACACAGGAACUGAGUGUCCAAAAAACAAAACAUGAUCACACAGACGUGACAAAUAUUACAUUUCAACAUUUCUGUUAAUCAAUCAAUCAAUCAAUCAAUCAAUGUUUAUUUAUAUAGCCCCAAAUCACAAAUGUCUCAAAGGACUGCACAAAUCAUUACGACUACAACAUCCUCGGAAGAACCCACAAAAGGGCAAGGAAAACUCACACCCAGUGGGCAGGGAGAAUUCACAUCCAGUGGGACGCCAGUGACAAUGCUGACUAUGAGAAACCUUGGAGAGGACCUCAGAUGUGGGCAACCCCCCCCCCCCAGGGGACCGAAAGCAAUGGAUGUGGAGCGGGUCUAACAUGAUACUGUGAAAGUUCAAUCCAUAGUGGCUCCAACACAGCCGCGAGAGUUCAGUUCAAAGCGGAUCCAAGACAGCAGCGAGAGUCCCGUCCACAGGAAACCAUCUCAAGCGGAGGCAGAUCAGCAGCGUAGAGAUGUCCCCAACCGAUACACAGGCGAGCGGUCCAUCCUGGGUCUCGACUCUGGACAGCCAGUACUUCAUCCAUGGUCAUCGGACCGGACCCCCUCCACAAGGGAGGGGGGGGACAUAGGAGAAAGAAAAGAAAAGAAGCGGCAGAUCAACUGGUCUAAAAAGGAGGUCUAUUUAAAGGCUAGAGUAUACAGAUGAGUUUUAAGGUGAGACUUAAAUGAAGAUUUGUUUCAGCCUGCGACAAAUACUCAUUUUGAUAGUAGGCUAUUUAACACGUAAUGCGUUUUCUUCAUUAUAAGAAAUAUAUAGACGGCUUUUCAUUUUUUGCAGCUCCAGACAGAUUAGUUUUUUUGUAUUUUUUGGUCCAAUUUGGGUCUUUCAAAGGUUUUGGGUAGCCGACCCGUGUGUUAGUGGAAUUCUCCUCCAGUGCUCAGAAGCAUCCUGGCAUUGACAAAUGAUAGACAAGUGUUUCCUCCCGAGUGAUUCAACAGGCCCUUCCUCCCGCAGGUACAAUCUUCAGUCCUCAUAUGACUAAUGAUCAUUCGCUUCAAAGUAUUAAAGACAGCUUGAGAUUGAGAACAAGUCACAAACAACAGAGUUGCGUGUUUGCAAAAGGAAAGAGGCGGCGGCGGCGACUCCAAUUGGCUUUUUUUUACGAUGGCCCCCAUGGCGCUGAACAAGCCGGCGGCCACGGUGUUGGUGCUGAGCUGCGUGUGCGCCGUGCCUCUGCAGAGCCAGAAGCCGGGCCAGGUGGACCCCCUGGCGGUCCCCCGCGCCAACCCGCAAUGCUGGGACUCGUCAUCGGCGCUGCUGCUGGAGAUGCGCUCCCCGAGGGUCGCCGACACCGUGCCCGCCUUCUGGGACCUGAUGGUGGUCCUCAGGUCGUCGGACAACAGCAAGCACACCGCCCUGUUCUGGGACCUGGCCCGGGUCUUCUGGAUCAACUAUUUGGACUGCGUCAUGUCCAGGAGCCACGGCCUCGGACGCCGACACGUGACCCGCGUCCACUCCCUCACCACGGACGAGUUCUUCAAGUUCAACAGCUCAGGGGGGAACUCAAGAUUGCGACUAAGCCUCCGAGUGAGGCACAAGGGCCACAUCAAAACCAUGAAGACCAAAACAUCUUGAAAAGAGCCACACUGCCUUGCAAAUAAACACAACAUAUUUAACGAUACAAUACUGUACUGUAUGUUGUUCUUGGGCAGGGUAUUUAACAAAGAUGGUUGUAUUUUGUUUGAAGGUAUUAUUAACACUGUAACGUAGUC
Messenger RNA from Nerophis ophidion (straightnose pipefish), 2483 nucleotides. RefSeq names its product protein FAM237A-like. Bases 1876 to 2346 code for a protein of 156 amino acids. The record is from RefSeq and is a predicted model, not a curated record. The transcript is spliced from 3 exons. Lineage: Eukaryota; Metazoa; Chordata; Actinopteri; Syngnathiformes; Syngnathidae.